Molecule: messenger RNA, 2712 nt
Organism: Chrysochloris asiatica (Cape golden mole)
Lineage: Eukaryota; Metazoa; Chordata; Mammalia; Afrosoricida; Chrysochloridae
Gene: MAP3K7
Product: mitogen-activated protein kinase kinase kinase 7
Exons: 16
Coding region: 180-1919 (579 amino acids)
Biological process (GO): JNK cascade; protein phosphorylation; positive regulation of canonical NF-kappaB signal transduction
Molecular function (GO): magnesium ion binding; ATP binding; MAP kinase kinase kinase activity
Source: RefSeq, a predicted model, not a curated record
CAGCGGAGCCGGAGCCGGGACACGGCUGUGGCCGCUGUCCCUGCCCCCGCCACGGAUCGUCUGGUGGCCAGGCUGUGCCGCUCCAGACUGCAGGGUGGUCCGGAGGCGGGUGGGCGCGGGUCUCCCCCGGUGUGUCCGGGUGGCAGCCUCCCCGGGCCCCCCGGGUGCCGCCAGGGAUCAUGUCUACAGCCUCUGCUGCCUCCUCCUCCUCCUCGUCUUCUGCUGGUGAGAUGAUCGAAGCCCCUUCCCAGGUCCUCAACUUUGAAGAGAUCGACUACAAGGAGAUCGAGGUGGAAGAGGUUGUUGGAAGAGGAGCCUUUGGAGUAGUCUGCAAAGCUAAAUGGAGAGCAAAAGAUGUUGCUAUUAAACAAAUUGAAAGUGAGUCUGAAAGGAAAGCUUUCAUUGUUGAGCUUCGUCAGUUAUCCCGUGUGAACCAUCCUAAUAUUGUAAAACUAUAUGGAGCCUGCUUGAAUCCAGUGUGUCUUGUGAUGGAAUAUGCUGAAGGAGGCUCCUUAUAUAAUGUGCUGCAUGGUGCUGAACCAUUGCCAUAUUAUACUGCUGCUCACGCAAUGAGUUGGUGUUUACAGUGUUCCCAAGGAGUGGCUUAUCUUCACAGCAUGCAACCCAAAGCUCUAAUUCACAGGGACCUGAAACCACCCAACUUGUUGCUGGUCGCAGGGGGGACAGUUCUAAAAAUCUGUGAUUUUGGUACAGCCUGUGACAUUCAGACUCAUAUGACCAAUAACAAGGGAAGUGCUGCAUGGAUGGCGCCUGAAGUGUUUGAAGGUAGCAAUUACAGUGAAAAAUGUGAUGUCUUCAGCUGGGGUAUUAUCCUUUGGGAAGUAAUAACACGUCGGAAACCUUUUGAUGAAAUUGGUGGCCCGGCUUUCCGUAUCAUGUGGGCUGUUCACAACGGUACUAGACCACCACUGAUCAAAAAUUUACCUAAGCCCAUUGAAAGCCUGAUGACUCGUUGUUGGUCUAAAGAUCCUUCUCAGCGCCCUUCUAUGGAGGAGAUUGUGAAAAUAAUGACUCACUUGAUGCGGUACUUUCCAGGAGCAGAUGAGCCUUUACAGUACCCUUAUCAGUAUUCAGAUGAAGGUCAGAGCAACUCUGCCACCAGUACAGGCUCAUUCAUGGACAUCACUUCUACAAAUACCAGUAAUAAAAGUGACACUAAUAUGGAACAAGUUCCUGCCACAAAUGAUACUAUUAAACGCUUAGAAUCAAAAUUAUUGAAAAAUCAGGCAAAACAACAGAGUGAGUCUGGACGUUUAAACGUGGGAGCUUCCCAUGGGAGCAGUGUGGAGAGCUUGCCCCCAACCUCUGAGGGCAAGAGGAUGAGUGCUGACAUGUCUGAAAUAGAAGCACGGAUAGCUGCAACCACAGGCAAUGGACAGCCUAGACGUAGAUCCAUCCAAGAUUUGACUGUCACUGGAACAGAACCUGGUCAGGUGAGCAGUAGGUCAUCCAGCCCUAGUAUCAGAAUGAUCACUACCUCAGGACCAACCUCCGAAAAGUCAGCUCGAAGUCAUCCUUGGACCCCUGAUGAUUCCACAGAUACUAAUGGAUCAGAUAACUCCAUACCAAUGGCUUAUCUUACACUGGAUCACCAACUACAGCCUCUAGCACCAUGCCCAAACUCCAAAGAAUCUAUGGCAGUGUUUGAACAGCAUUGUAAAAUGGCACAAGAAUAUAUGAAAGUUCAAACAGAGAUUGCUUUGUUAUUACAAAGAAAGCAAGAACUAGUUGCAGAACUGGACCAGGAUGAAAAGGACCAGCAAAAUACAUCUCGUCUGGUACAGGAACAUAAAAAGCUUUUAGAUGAAAAUAAAAGCCUCUCUACUUACUACCAGCAAUGCAAAAAACAGCUAGACGUCAUCAGAAGUCAGCAGCAAAAACGACAAGGCACAUCAUGAUUCUCUGGGACCCUUUAAAUUUUAAAUAUGCAAAGACUUGUUUUGUUUUUUAAGGAAAGAAAAGCCCUUAUAAUGACAGUUUAUGAGUGUUAAGCUUUUUUGAUGUGUUCUGAAUGCCAACUGCCUCUAUUGGCUGCAUUUGUUUCGUCAUUUAUUUUCCUGUGCUCAUGGUGGACUUGCAACUCAACUGUCUCAUUGCAUAACAUGGAGGCAUUGGUGACUUGAAUAAGCAGCAAUUCUUCACAUCCAAACACAUGCAGGGAACUGUGGCUGUAUAUGCAUGCUCAUGGUGUGAAGGCGAGGCUAACAACAACAGGGCUAUCAAACUGGCUGCUGUAUGCAAACAUUGUCUUUCUUCCUUUCCUUCUUUCCAUAUUAGAGGUAGACCCUCAAUAAUGAUUUUGUUCACGUAUGUCAUCUCAAAACAUUACUAAUGUUUUUUGUUUUUGUUUUUGUUUUUUUUCCAAAAUAUGGUAUAUAUAUAUCAAGCUAAAGACAGGGUAUUGUAAUUGUAGAAUAAUUGGUGGUACAUCACAGAAAUAUUAAACCUAUAGGAAUAGUUCAAACCGAGGGUCUUGAUACCAGCAUCCUUGGAUCAGUACUGAACUUAGUUUCAUCCAUAAAAUAUUUAAAGGUAAGUGAUGGCUGCUGUGUUUAAUGAAAGCGAAUUUUACACGGUUCCAUUCAACUACAAUUGGACUAUGGUACAUUGAAUAAAAUGGAAGCCCCUUUUUAAAGGGGUAAAGAUUUUUAAUUCUCAGACUGUGUGGAUGUGUAUUGAAUUGUAAAGCUU